This is a messenger RNA of Vitis riparia (riverbank grape), 1244 nucleotides long. Its product is annotated as nuclear polyadenylated RNA-binding protein 3-like. The record is from RefSeq and is a predicted model, not a curated record. Bases 223 to 1131 code for a protein of 302 amino acids. NCBI's taxonomy places the organism in Eukaryota, Viridiplantae, Streptophyta, Magnoliopsida, Vitales, Vitaceae. The transcript has 3 exons.
AAAGAUGCCCAGUAUCGUAACUGUCCAAAGAGACGUCCGAUUCAAGCUCCAAUGAUCCACACUCAAUCCCCCUCCUAAUCUCUUAUUCUUCUCGCACGUUUCCUCUCUUCUCUCUUCCCCGCUUUCAAGAAAAGAAUUCUUUGAAUUGAAGCCCAACACAGCAUAACAUAACAAAAUGUUGAACACCCAGGUCACAAACACUAGAAAAUAUUGAGCACCCACAUGGCCGGAAGAGACGAGACAAAGACUGUGGGGGAGCCUGGGAAAGCACAGACAGGACGAAAGAAGAUGAUGAACCUGAGAAUAGGCGGUCCUGGGAUCUUGGUUGGAGCUUUGGCUGUUGCAUUUGUUGUAGGAGCUGCAAUCAGAAUAAGAAGAUAUAGAUCUUUACAGAAGGCCAAGAAGAGGCUUCAAUGCAGCAGCAGGGAUAACAGCAGUGGGGGGCUUCGUUCAAUUCUUCAGGCAGACAGACACUGUCCACGUUACAGUGUGGAUGGAACAUCAGAGAUGAUCUGGGAUUCGGAAGAGGAGGCCCUGGAAGACAGUUCCGAGCUGGGACAGGAUUUGAGCGAGUACGAGAUACAGAUUGAGAAAAUUGGAGAAAAUGAAGGGGAUGAAGCAUCUGACACAGAUCAUGGAGAGUGGAAGACAAUAGAGAUAUCAGAAUCAAGUGCAGAAGAAGAACAUUCAGCCAAUGAAGCCGAAGGAGAAGAAAAAUAUGAUGAUGCAGAAGAUUCAUUUGCAGGCAAUGAGGCUGAAGGCGAAAAUGAUGUUACAGACGAUGAAUACGAAGAUAAAGACGAAGACGAAGACGAAGAUGAAGAUGAUGGGGAAUGUGUUGUGGAGAAAUGUGAAGAGGGAUCACAAGGAACAGAGGAGUCUUCAAUGGAAUCCAAUGCGGAGGUGGUUUGGCCAGAAGAGAUGAAGGAAUGGCCACUGGAAAUCAAAGAGAUGAAAAUCAGUCAUCGCAAAGAUAGAAUAGCUAAAUCAUAUAAUUUCCUGAACGAGACGGAGAGGAGGAUACCUGUGAAGAUCAAGUUAAGAAUUUGGAUUUGGACAACGUUGAUGCUGCUACUGCUUCUGCUACUUUCAGUCACCAAUCAGAAAAGCUAUGUCUCAUUAUCUUAUUAACCUAGAUUCUUUCAUAAAUACAUGAAAUCUUAGGAAUUGCUGGAACCAUUUCCUAAAGUCUGUAAGAUAAUAAAAUCUGAGUUUUACUCCAUGAUUCUAACAGAAGUAUCAGU